This is a messenger RNA of Xiphias gladius (swordfish), 1274 nucleotides long. RefSeq names its product tumor suppressor 2, mitochondrial calcium regulator a (gene tusc2a). Gene Ontology annotation, biological process: inflammatory response; regulation of mitochondrial membrane potential. The coding region runs from base 295 to 630 and encodes 111 amino acids. Gene Ontology annotation, cellular component: mitochondrion. The record is from RefSeq and is a predicted model, not a curated record. The transcript has 5 exons. NCBI's taxonomy places the organism in Eukaryota, Metazoa, Chordata, Actinopteri, Istiophoriformes, Xiphiidae.
UGUUUGGCUUUAACUGUUCAUCUGCCGCCGGUCUGACAGAUCAGCUGAUCACCUCAUCGCAAGGACCAAAACAGCUAACGCUAGCUUAACGUAGCUGUCGGCAAAAAGUUAUGACAGGACAUAGCGGUCUAACAGUGCGUGAUACGCUCUGCCCCGUCUAGCUAGUGCGUCAGUGGCAGAGGCUAACCGGCUAACUCACCUAAACGCUCAGAUCCUGGGUAGGGAUUGAUAGCGUCUGGCCACCAACCAGAUUUAAAGCUUUAGCAGGAGACUAACUAUGCCUUAUCUCUGAGAAUGGGAGGAAGUGGAUCCAAAGCCAAAGGUGUCUGGCCUUUCUCAGGCAGUGGAGCUGGAGGCGAUACAGCCAGUGAGGGGAACGAGCAGUCUUUGGCCCGUCUUAAAGGUUCCAGAAAUGCAACACCAUUUGUUUUUACUAGGAGGAGUUCUUUAUAUUAUGAUGAGGACGGUGACCUUGCCCAUGAAUUCUAUGAAGAGACAGUGGUGACAAAAAACGGCAGAAAAAAGUCCAAAUUGAAGAGGAUCCAGAAAAAUUUGAUUCCACAGGGAAUUGUAAAGCUCGACCACCCCUGUAUUCAUGUAGAUUUCCCCAUCGUCCUCUGUGAGGUGUGAAGCAUUGCACAGGACUGAUCUACUAUGAGGUGCACAGGUACUCAUCUCAGAGCAAAGUCUUGUUCCAAUUGCGGUCGAGACUCGAACUGUGGUCUGGAGAGAAAAAAUUAAAGUAAAACCUGUCAUAUUAAAUAUCUAUAUUGAAUGAAAUGUUAUACAUUUGAAUUCAGCUAUGGUCAGAGAGUGCCCUCGACACCAAAAUCCAUAUUUUGAUAUUCACAAAAGUAGUGAUGGUACAAGUUGUGUUUCCACUACCCAGCUGAUAUGUAAGCAGUCUUAGAGAAUACAUCAAAGUGAGUUGUAUUUUUGCAGGGAAAAACAUCCUCCAUGUGAAAAGGCUUUAACGGUUUAUGCCUUCCGUGAGACAUAGAGUGUUAGACUGUAUCUUUUGUCUUUGUAUGUGUACAUGUGUGCACUUAGGUUUGUUUGACUGAAUGUGUGUAAGAAGGAUGCAAGAUGUUAUUACAGGGUAGGAAAAUGAAGGAUUGUGAAAUUUAUUGUAUAUAUGGUAAUGUUCUGUAUUGUCAUGUCUGAGUCUGUCUCAGUUACCAGAGCUCAGACCUGCACUAGUGAACAUAAUGUACUGUAAAUAAUUUCAGAUUUCUUAGUUGGACAUACUUGAAUAAAUGGUUUACUGAGCUGAA